CAUGUUAAAAGGUGAAGUUUGCUGAUAAAGAUGGCAGACCCAGAUGUUCUCACCGAAGUUCCUGCGGCAUUGAAGAGGUUAGCCAAGUAUGUAAUUCGUGGAUUUUAUGGCAUUGAACAUGCCCUGGCUUUGGACAUCUUGAUCCGGAACCCCUGUGUGAAAGAGGAAGAUAUGCUGGAGCUGCUCAAAUUUGAUAGAAAACAACUUCGUUCGGUUUUGAAUAAUUUAAAGGGAGACAAGUUCAUCAAGUGCAGAAUGAGGGUAGAGACUGCUGCAGAUGGGAAAACCACUCGCCAUAACUACUACUUCAUUAAUUACCGUACUCUUGUUAAUGUGGUAAAAUAUAAAUUAGAUCACAUGAGAAGGAGGAUUGAAACUGAUGAGCGAAAUUCCACCAAUCGGGCUUCCUUCAAAUGUCCUGUUUGUAGUAGUACUUUUACAGACUUAGAAGCUAAUCAGCUCUUUGACCCCAUGACAGGAACUUUCCGCUGUACUUUUUGCCAAGCAGAAGUAGAAGAAGAUGAAUCAGCAAUGCCCAAAAAAGAUGCACGCACGCUUUUGGCAAGGUUUAAUGAACAAAUUGAACCCAUUUAUGAAUUGCUACGUGAGACAGAAGAUGUGAACCUAGCCUAUGAAAUACUUGAGCCAGAACCCACAGAAAUACCAGCCCUGAAACAGAGCAAGGACCGUGUAGCAGCUACUGCUGGAGCUGCUGGCCUGCCAGGUGUGCACCACAAGGAAGCUUGGACCACUAAAGGUCCCUCCUAUGAGGACUUAUACACUCAGAAUGUUGUCAUUAACAUGGACGACCAAGAAGAGCUUCAUCGAACCUCACUGGAGGGAAAAUCUGCUAAAGAGAGACCCAUUUGGUUAAGAGAGAGUACUGUUCAAGGGGCAUAUAGUUCUGAAGAGAUGAAAGAAGGCGGUAUAGAUAUAGACACAUUUCAGGACCGGAAGGAAGGACGUACAGGGCUGGAUGAUAAUGAAGAAGUCAUGCGAGCACUCCUUAUUCAUGAGAAGAAGACUUCCUCUGCCACAGCUGGCUUGGUGGGAUCAGCUGCUCCUGGCAACGCUGGCAAUGCCAGCGACUCAGAGAGUGAUACUAGUGAGUCAGACGAUGAGUCCCCACCCCAUCCAGCAGCUAUGGCUUCGCAUCACCGAGAAGAAGAUGAGGAGGAUGACGACGAAUUUGAGGAAGUAGCAGAUGACCCUGUUGUUAUGGUCGCUGGUCGUUCUUUCUCUUAUAGUGAAGUGAGCCAGAGGCCAGAGCUGGUUGCUCAAAUGACACCAGAGGAGAAGGAUGCAUAUAUAGCAAUGGGACAAAGAAUGUUUCACGACCUCUUUGAGUGAGCUUUUACUAUUUUUCCUCUUCUCUGUAAUACUCAUUUCAAAAAGAAAUUCCUACCUUUGAUGAAAAUAGUUUUAGUGACUUUUUGCUCCUCCUGAUGUAAAAAUGACUUAUCUUGUGCAAAGAAUGAUAUGAGAAUGAUUUUCUUACCAAAACUUUCCAUUUAAUAGAUUAGCAGCAUUUACUUUUCUACAAUUAAUACAGUAGUAUUAAUAUUUUAGUGUAUUUGCUUCUCUAAUGUUUUUAUUUCCUUUUAAGACAAUUUUUUCCUUUCUGAAAUGAAUUAGAAAAGUCAAGUCUGUAAGGUUGAUUCUUUCUGUCUCUGCCGAAGCCACCUAUAAUAACUUAUAGUAGACUGUCCAUUAAUCUUUUCCAUCUAAACAUUCCAAACAGUUGCUGUUUUUUAUUGUCAACCAAAGAACUUUGCCUUAGACAAAUCAUUGAUUAGGGAAGAAAAGUCUUAAAAUGUCAUAUCAUUUCAUAAUUGAGGAUGGAAUCAGUAUAUAAGGGAGUAAGGAUAUGAUUUGA
Suncus etruscus (white-toothed pygmy shrew) is the source of this 1876-nucleotide messenger RNA. It is a transcript of the gene GTF2E1, whose product is annotated as general transcription factor IIE subunit 1. The coding region runs from base 31 to 1350 and encodes 439 amino acids. Gene Ontology annotation, cellular component: transcription factor TFIIE complex. Gene Ontology annotation, biological process: transcription initiation at RNA polymerase II promoter; transcription open complex formation at RNA polymerase II promoter. Lineage: Eukaryota; Metazoa; Chordata; Mammalia; Eulipotyphla; Soricidae. The transcript has 5 exons. The record is from RefSeq and is a predicted model, not a curated record.